Messenger RNA from Pteropus alecto (black flying fox), 1658 nucleotides. RefSeq names its product butyrophilin subfamily 1 member A1. The record is from RefSeq and is a predicted model, not a curated record. The coding region runs from base 126 to 1658 and encodes 510 amino acids. Gene Ontology annotation, biological process: regulation of cytokine production; T cell receptor signaling pathway. Gene Ontology annotation, molecular function: signaling receptor binding. Gene Ontology annotation, cellular component: external side of plasma membrane. Lineage: Eukaryota; Metazoa; Chordata; Mammalia; Chiroptera; Pteropodidae. The transcript is spliced from 11 exons.
UAUGUGGGCGGCCUGACAAGUCAGGUUUCUGUUUAGGAAUCAUGUUCACAGUGUUUUAAAGAGGAUGUGAGCACCAGUGGGCGAGAAAACAGGACUGUUGCCCCCUGACAAUCCAUGGGAGGUGAAUGUCUGGCCCCCCAGUACUGAGACCUGUUAGGAUGCAGCCCUUGUGGAUAAGCACCGGGACUCUCCUGCUCUCAAUCCUGCUACCGUGGCCAGUCACAGGGCAAUUCCAUGUGAUAGGACCGAGGUCGCCGGUCAUCGCUGUGGUUGAGGAAGAGAUUGUGCUGCCCUGUCAGCUCAGCCCUCCAAGGGACGCUGGAGACAUGGAGGUGAGGUGGUACCGAGCCCACUCCCCGGGUCUGGUGCAUCGUUACCCAAGCCCCCAGGACCCCGCGGAGCCGCAAAGGCAGGAUUACCGAGCAAGGGCAGAGGUCCUGCUGGAGAACGCCACCCGUGGGCUCGUGUCCCUGAGGGUCCGUCCUGUCCACGCUUCCGACGGCGGGGAGUACACGUGUUUCUUUGAGAGUCCCACCUACUACAACGAAGCAAAAUUCGAGGUGUUGGUCACAGGCACAGGUAUGGCUCCUCAUAUUCACAUUGAGUCUGGUAACACCAAGGGCAUUAAGGUGACCUGCACAUCCACAGGGUGGUACCCAGAGCCUGAGGUGCAGUGGAAGGACCUGCAAGGACUGCAUUUGACACCAGCCUCUGAGACAAAGACAAUAGAAGGAAAUGGCCUAUUUCACGUGCAAUCAUCUAUCAUAGUGGACAACAGUUCAAAAAAUGUGUCCUGUGUCAUAAGAAACCCAGUUCUUGGUGUGGAGAAGGGAGCACGUGUUUCUGUGGCAGAUGCCUUGUUCCCAAGGAACAGUCCUUGGAUAGUGGGACUGGCUGUGUUCGUGGCUCUGCUGGUAUUCGGCAUGAUAAUUAUCAGUAUAUUAUUUCUGCGUGCUAAAAAAGCCAAAGGUUCUCUCAAGGAGGAGAAUGGUUCCCUCAAAGAGAAGCAUGGUUCACUCAAUGAGAAGCAUGGUGAGCUCCGAGAACAAUAUGGAAAGCUUCAUGAAGAACUUGGUAAAUGGUGGUUUUAUGUGAGCAUAGGAUUGAAACUUGCUCGGUGUUAUGCAGAGGGCGUUACUCUGGACCGAAAAACAGCUCACCCAUAUCUCCAGAUUGCAAAGGACAACAAAAGUGUGAGAGGAGGGGAAGUCUUCCAGGAUCUGCCCAAGUGCAGGCAGCGGUUUGAUACCCUGGUGUGUGUAUUGGGUCAGCAGAUUUUCUUCAAAGGUAAACACUACUGGGAAGUGAGUGUGAAAGAGAAAAUAAAAUGGACCUUAGGCAUUUGUAAGGAUUCUGUCUGUAGACAGGGGGAAAUCCAGCUGUCCCCAGAGGUUGGGUUCUGGACCUUAUGCUUAAAUAAAAAAAAUGACUACCAGGCCCUUGCAAAUCCACGGGUGCCACUCCAUCUUGAAGAGUCUCCUGAGAUUGUUGGAAUAUUCCUGGACUAUGAAGCUGGGAGGGUCUCCUUUUAUAAUGUGACCAGCCUGACCCACAUCUACACCUACAGAGAGUGCUUCAGAGAGGCUCUGAGGCCAUACUUCUAUCCUGGCCCCCUCCACAAUGGUCAAAAUGGACACCCUCUGAUCAUCCAGAAUUAG